AUGACACUUGGAAUUUGCGAAGGAAUUUGGCUUCAAAGAAUGUUAACUGAGUUGGAGUUAUGUGCCAAUAAAUGGUUUGAACUUCAAAGUGACAGUAAAUCUGCAAUAAGCCUAUCCCCAGGAAAAGGUUGGUGUUUUGUUAGGCUUGGUAAAGGUGGGCCUCUUACUGUGGUUGAAUACAGUGAACUAGAUUCGUCACUGGCUUCUGCCAUCAACCAGCAAACUGGACGCCUUCGUUUUUGCUGGAGUAAUGUGUGCUUACACAUGUUCAUUUUGGACUUUCUCAGCCAAGUGGCAGAUGGCCUUGAGAAAGACAGCAUUUACCAUGUAGCGGAGAAAAAGAUUCCGUGUUUACAUGGGUAUACAAUGGGGUUGAAACUAGAGCAGUUCGUCUUUGAUGCAUUUCCAUACGCUGCUUCAACUGCUUUGUUUGAGGUAUUACGAGAGGAAGAGUUUGCACCAGUGAAAAAUGCCAAUGGUUCAAAUUAUGACACUCCAGACAGUGCAAGGCUGCUGCUUCUGCGGCUACACUCGCAUUGGGUAGCUGCUGCCGGUGGCUUCUUGACGCAUUCAGUUCCAUUAUAUGCAACUGGUGUUGAGGUGUCGCCGCAUUGUUCUUACGCGGGAGAAAACCUGGAGUCCAUAUACCGUGGAAAAACAUUUCACGCACCCUGUGAAAUUGCAUUUUAGUUUUUACUUCGUUAUGUAUUU
This is a messenger RNA of Hibiscus syriacus, 711 nucleotides long. RefSeq names its product UDP-N-acetylglucosamine diphosphorylase 1-like. The transcript has 6 exons. Gene Ontology annotation, molecular function: UDP-N-acetylglucosamine diphosphorylase activity. Gene Ontology annotation, biological process: UDP-N-acetylglucosamine biosynthetic process. Lineage: Eukaryota; Viridiplantae; Streptophyta; Magnoliopsida; Malvales; Malvaceae. The coding region runs from base 1 to 690 and encodes 229 amino acids. The record is from RefSeq and is a predicted model, not a curated record.